AUGAAGCCCAAUCACCACCUGCGCAUUCCCGAUGAGUCGAUCGUGCAAGCCGUCAAGCUUUCUGCCCGUUACAUCACCGACCGUUUUCUUCCCGAUAAGGCCAUCGACGUCAUGGACGAGGCAGGCGCUCGCGUGCGCCUGCGAAGCGUGACGCCGCCGCCGAUGAUGCGUGACCUGCAGCGGCAAAUUAACGAGAUCGCCAAGUCGAAGAAGGAGAAGAUCGAGAAUCAGGAAUUCGAGCGCGCCGUUGAAUUGCGGGAUCAGGAAGAGGGGAUGCGGCGCCAGGUGGAAGACCUGAGGACCGAGUGGGAAGAAGCACAAGAGGAAUCCGAAAUACCCGUGACAGAAGAGGACAUGGCGUACGUUGUGUCCCGGAUGACGGGUAUCCCGCUGUCGAAGAUUGAGGAAGCCGAGUCGCGACGCUUGCUCAAUAUGGAGGCGGAGAUCCACAAUCGCGUGGUUGGCCAGGAGGAGGCGAUUGCCGUAGUCACGCGGGCGAUCCGUCGCUCACGGGCCGGCCUCAAAGAUCCGCGCCGUCCGGUGGGAACGUUCAUUUUCCUGGGCCCCACGGGGGUUGGCAAAACCGAGUUGGCGCGUGCCCUCGCCGAGUUUCUGUUCGGUCACGAGAGUUCACUCAUUCGGGUUGACAUGUCGGAGUACAUGGAACGUUUCAGCGUAUCGCGCCUGAUAGGGGCGCCUCCUGGAUAUGUGGGGUAUGACGAGGGCGGACAGCUCACGGAGCAGGUGCGGCGGCGGCCAUACUCGGUCGUGUUGCUCGACGAGAUCGAGAAGGCGCACCCGGACGUCUAUCACAUGUUGCUUCAGGUCAUGGACGACGGGCAUCUCACCGACAGCUACGGGCGCAAGGUGGACUUCAAGAACGUCGUGCUCAUCAUGACCUCGAACGUAAGCGCUCGCACGAUCGAGAAAAACACGGCGAUCGGCUUCCAGAGGGAUGAGGAGGGCACGUUCGAGAAGAUCAAAGAGAACGUCAUGAACGAGCUCAAGCGCACCUUCAACCCUGAGUUUCUCAAUCGUAUCGACGAAGCGAUUAUGUUCCACUCGUUGAGCCUUGACCAUAUGCGGUACAUUGUGGACAUCCUACUUGGCCGUUUGAACGAGCAGAUGGCCGACAACGGUAUCACGCUCGAGAUUGACGACAGCGCUAAGACUUGGCUGGCGGAGCAGGGAUACGAUCCGGCUUAUGGUGCGCGGCCCCUGAAGCGCGCCAUCCAACGCCACAUUGAAGACCCUCUGUCCGAGGAGGUGCUGCGUGGCGAGUUUGCGCAAGGCGGCGUCGUGGAGAUCAAGCUGGCAGGGGAAGAAUUGGUGUUCCUCUCCAAGGAGGAAGAUGCGGUGGAAACCCUGUCCGAUAGCUAA
Molecule: messenger RNA, 1380 nt
Organism: Geodia barretti
Lineage: Eukaryota; Metazoa; Porifera; Demospongiae; Tetractinellida; Geodiidae
Source: the annotation of a GenBank genome assembly